GGCCCGGCGGUCCCCGGACUCCGCGCCCUGCUGCCGGCGCGCGCCUUCCUCUGCUCGCUCAAAGGCCGCCUCCUGCUGGCGGAGUCGAUUCUGUCCUUCAUCACCUUUAUCUGCUAUGUGGCAUCCUCAGCGUCCGCCUUCCUUACGGCGCCUCUCCUGGAGUUCCUGCUGGCCCUGUACUUCCUUUUUGCUGAUGCCAUGCAGCUGAACGACAAGUGGCAGGGCCUGUGCUGGCCCAUGAUGGACUUCCUGCGCUGUGUCACUGCUGCCCUCAUCUACUUCGCCAUCUCCAUCACUGCAGUCGCCAAAUAUUCGGAUGGGGCUUCCAAAGCAGCUGGAGUGUUUGGCUUCUUUGCCACCAUCGUGUUUGCAAUUAACUUUUACCUGAUCUUUAAUGAUGUAGCCAAAUUCCUCAAACAAGGGAACUCUGCAGAGGAGACCACGGCGCACAAGGCAGAAGAAGAAAGUUCAGACUCAGACUCGGAUUGAAGCCUGACCGCACCCUGGCAACCCAAGCCACAUGGCACCUCCACCCUGCACCUUCCUCACAGGGCUGGCUGGGAAUGCAGUGUUUGGGGAAUGGAGGCUGUGGCUUCUGGAGCAGCCGAGAGCUGCUGAUGCACGGGGCCUGCCUGCAGUCUCAAGGUUACACCUGAGCCCAUUGUACUGACUGGCCCUUGGCUUAGCACUGGUGGCACUGAGGGCACCCUGAGUCCCUUUUCUGUCCCCUAGACCUUAAGCCCUUUGACCGCUCUGCCAAAAACAAGCACAAGGAAACAAAGCCAACAGGGCCUUAUUAAAUAGCACCUGCUGCAGUAAGCAGUUCAUGCUGCAAAGUCAGGGUGUGGGGGGCAUCUGUGUUUCCCUAACAGGAACAAAUACAGACAGGAACUACCACAGGGCUGCCCCACCAGGUUCCUGUGGUCUUUGUCUGCACAUGGUGCUCCUGCUCAUGCCGGUCACUUUGUCAACAAGGACCCUUCCAAGAAGCUUUUGUUCAAGGAGCACCAGUUCCCUCUUCAUUCUUGAAGCAAGGAGAAAACUGACCUUUGCCUUAUCUAGGAGAGUGGGUCUCAGCACCCACAACUGACACCUCACGCCCUUGGAAACCAUGUCUUCUUCUAUUCAGAUGAUCAUUCUGGGUCUAAGACUGUGUCAAAGAAGAGCUAGCAUACUAGCUUCCCCGGACCAAAAGACAGAGGGUCCCACACAAUGAUGGAACAGUGACAGCAUUACAGGUAGCUGGGCGGGCCCAGCCAAGCCCUCUCUCUCCCUGAGGGCCGGCCAGCAGGUAAGAGCGUCCUGGCACCCUCAGGACAACGCACUUCUAGAAACCAGAGCAGGUCUCCUGGCCCCCUCAUGAGACAAGCCUUCUGUGUUCUCCUGACUUAUACUGUGUAUCUGUGAUGACUUUUUAUAGCUUUUGUAGCUUUUUAUACUUUUUUUAUACUAAAGCAGCUUCUUAACCAAUGGCAUUUUUUGUGACUCUAGGCCUCUUGAAUGAGCCAGAGUUCAGGACCCAUGUUCUGGGCAUUUGUAACCUUGUUCUCUUGCAUGUGAAUCUCCUACCCUUAAAAAAGCCAUAACAGAUUAAACCAG
This is a messenger RNA of Otolemur garnettii (small-eared galago), 1599 nucleotides long. It is a transcript of the gene CMTM3, whose product is annotated as CKLF like MARVEL transmembrane domain containing 3. Gene Ontology annotation, cellular component: membrane. The transcript has 5 exons. NCBI's taxonomy places the organism in Eukaryota, Metazoa, Chordata, Mammalia, Primates, Galagidae. The record is from RefSeq and is a predicted model, not a curated record. The annotation marks the transcript as partial.